Molecule: messenger RNA, 2151 nt
Organism: Thelazia callipaeda (thelaziosis nematode)
Lineage: Eukaryota; Metazoa; Nematoda; Chromadorea; Rhabditida; Thelaziidae
Source: the annotation of a GenBank genome assembly
AUGUUCUUUGAAGAACUGGACAUCGCUACCGGAGACAUUUUGUUUUUUAAAAAGGAUGGUAGUAGUGAUAAUAAUAGUGAGUUCAUGGAAGCAAUCGCUACUGUCGGCGCAGAAUCAGUUAUACACGUCGCAUUCAUUUACAUAAUUGCUCCUAAUAAGUUGGGUAUACUUCAUGCAGUACCGGAACUAGGUGUGUGCCGGGAAUUUCUGCCUGAUGUGAUUAACGUGAUGAAACCCGAUAGUCUCGAAAUCUUUCGGGUUGAUCGAUUACCACCAGAUGUCCGUAUCCGUGCAUACCAGUGGGCUGUAUCCAAAAUUGGUACCAGAUAUAACGAUGUUUUCUCACCAGAGAUGAGGGAUUCUGCGGGUUAUGAAGCCUAUUAUUGCUGUCAACUGAUAAUAAGAUCGUAUGAAGCAUUGGGCAUUAUGGAUUUCUGUAUGCCUCAUAAAUUGAAUUUUAAAGGUAUCGACGGUAAAAUUCUACCGUAUUGGGCGAAGUACUAUCGAAUACGAUCUUCUGUGAUACCACAGGGUGCACCGGGCUCACAUCCGGCGAUAUUAAUUCGUUCUAAAUAUCUGGUACGUCAUUUUUCCAAAAUUUGCAUGUCGAAGGGGAAGUUUACUAUCCCGAAAACUAUUGAUAGCGCAUUGCAUUUUGUGCGUGGGGCUCGUGUAAUACCAAAAGCUAGCAGAUUCUUCAAUGUUUAUCAACCAAGAAAUGGUGAAAUAUUAACGAGAUGUUCUUGUGCGAGCAAUGAAUUGGUGGAUGAAGUGGUGAAAGAUAGUCAUGAGGUACUGCAGUCCUGGUCAAAUUUCAAUGCUCAGAAGCGUGGAGUAAUUUUGAGGAAAGCAGCUUCCAUUAUUCGGAGUUUUGGCGACCAGUUAGCCUAUUGGGAAACGGUUGAUUGUGGUAAACCGAUUGAAGAAUCACGAUGGGAUAUAACUUGUUCUGCGAAUACUUUUGAAUUUUUCGCUGGCACUGCGCAUAAUAUUGCCGGUAAUCAUUUCUCACUUGGUGGAGACCGGUAUGCAUAUACAGAGCGUCUACCUUGGGGAACCAUUGGUGCAAUCGGUGUUUGGAAUUAUCCAGUGCAAACAGCAUCAUGGAAAAUCGCACCUGCUUUGAUGUGUGGUAAUGUUGUUGUGUAUAAGCCAUCACCCCUUGCUCCUAUCACGUCUGUACUUUUAGCACAAAUACUUCAAGCAGCUGGUCUUCCAGAUGGUGUGUUAUCUGUCUUACAGGGUGAUGGUGAGACAGGUCAAGCAAUAUGCGAGCAUAGUGGCAUCAGUAAGGUGACAUUUACGGGUAGCUCUGAAACGGGAUGUGCGAUACUCAGGUCAUGUAGUUUAUUAGGUAAGAUCAAGCCAGCAACUCUAGAAUUGGGUGGAAAAAGUGCGAUGAUCAUUUGCGAAGAUGCUGACAUUGAUAUGGCGGUUACUGGUGCUUUCAUGGCCAAUUUCUUUUGCCAAGGUGAAGUAUGUUCAAAUGCAUCAAAAAUUCUGGUACAUAUAUCAUGUUACGACAAAUUUCGACGGAAAGUAGUGGAGCGAGCUAAGCGUUUGGUGAUUGGUGAUCCGUUAUUGAAGGAAACGAAAAUUGGCGCAACAAUUUCUCCCGAACAUCUAAUGAAAGUUAAAUAUUACAUUGACGAAGCCGUACAGCAGGGUGCCACUUUACUGUGUGGUGGAGACAGGGUAACAGUCAAAGGUCUUGAAAACGGUUAUUACUUAUCACCAGCUAUUUUGGAUUGUGUCAACCAACAAAUGCGAAUUUAUAAAGAAGAAGUGUUUGGGGCCGCCAUGUUAAUCAUUCCCUUCGAGGAAAAUGAGGCAUCCGUUUUGUUGAAAGACAUAAAAGAUGACAAUUUUAUGAGGAACGAUGCGAUUCGAAUGGCGAACGAUACCCAAUAUGGGCUUGCUGCUGGUCUUUUCACAAGAAAUCUGCAUUUGGCUUAUUCAAUUGCAUCAAAGCUGCAAGCUGGCAAUGUUUACAUCAAUACAUUUAACGAUACAAAUCCAAUGAUACCUUUCGGUGGUAUGAAACAGUCAGGUUUCGGGCGGGAGAAUGGCAUUGCUGCCCUUGAAGUCUUUUCUCAAUCAAAAAGUGUAUUUGUGAAUGCUUCCGACAAAUUGGUUGAUCCGUUUCUGUAA